AUUCCUUCUCUCGUCUGUAACUUUCGUCUUCAUUUAAAGCUGCUACGAACGUCAAGCCUGGGACCUCCAAAAUCCGAAACAUUCCCGUUUUCUUACAUUUCUCCGAUAUAUCGCCCGCCUUUUUUCUCGGCGGAGAUUUCUUUUCUUUGCUUUUCUUCUUUCUCUGUUCUAGAUAGUAAUUGGCAAAGUUAAAGGGAUUCUACUGUUCAGGAUUCUUGUGUGGCAUUUGAAGAGAAAAUUGAUUGUAUGAAGAUUUAGAGGAAUUUUAUAUAUGCUGUGCUUCAGUCAGUAAGAAAGGAAAGAGUAAUCAAGCUGAUUCAGUAGACACUGAAGAGAAACAGAGAAAGAGAAGGAACAUCAAGAGAAAACAGGAGGGGAUUUUGGGGGGUGGUGUUGCCUACGGGGUAGAAAAGUAAAAGACAAAAAAGGAAAGAUAUAAAAGGAGGAGUAGAAGAAGAAGAAGAAAAUGUUUACAUGCAUAGCGUGCACAAAACCGGUGGCAGAAGACGGAGAAGACGGAGCGCGUGGGAGUGGAACGCCAAGUACAAAAGAAGCCGUCAAAAGCCUGACGGCGCAGAUCAAGGACAUGGCAUUGAAAUUUUCUGGUCGUCAAUGCAAGCCCUGCACAGGCUCCAGCAGUUUCAAGAAAGGACAGAGACCUUACCCUGACUUUGAUAUGGCUUCUGAAGGGGUUCCAUACCCGUAUUUAGGAGGUGGAAGCUCAAGCUCAACACCAGCAUGGGAUUUUACAAGUACUGGUCACCAUCGGGGCACGAGAGGUGACUCGAGAUUUAGUGGAAUGUUUAGUGGUGAUCAGACUCCUGGGAGAGCAGAGUCUAUCUCAGCACAGUCUUGUGAUGUGGUGCUAGAGGAUGAGGAUGAACCCAAGGAGUGGAUGGCACAGGUGGAGCCUGGAGUUCAUAUUACUUUUGUGUCUCUUCCUAAUGGGGGAAAUGAUCUAAAGCGUAUUCGCUUCAGUCGAGAGAUGUUCAACAAGUGGCAAGCGCAGCGAUGGUGGGGUGAGAAUUUUGACAGGAUCAUGGAGCUUUACAAUGUCCAGAGAUUUAAUCGUCAAGCUCUUCAUACUCCUCCGAGGUCUGAGGAUGAGCAGAGGGAUUCUUCAUACUCGAGGAUGGGAUCUGCAAGGGAAAGCCCCAUGGCUCCAUCAUAUACACCAAGAAGUCACUAUAAACCAUCUGGAAGUAAAGGGUAUUUCCCAUCUGAUGCUAUGGAGCAAGUUGGCACACAACAUUACCACGCUGGUUCAAGCGGUUACGGCAUAGGCGGCCCAAAAGCCGAGGCAUCUUCUAUGGAAGCAUCACGGACAACCACAUCCUCCAGAGAUGAACCUUCUAUUUCUGUUAGUAAUGCUAGUGAGAUAGAGUCAGAAUGGAUUGAAGAAGAUGAGCCUGGAGUUUACAUUACUAUCAGACAAUUAGCUGAUGGGACUAGAGAGCUCCGGCGAGUCAGAUUCAGCCGAGAAAAGUUUGGGGAAGUGCAUGCAAAGCUGUGGUGGGAAGAGAACAGAGACAGAAUACAAAAUCAAUACCUAUAAAACUACAACUUCAUACAGCUUACAAUUUCUAGCAACUGAAAGUGAAUGAAUUCAGGGUGCAGUUGGAUAUCCCUCUACUCCUAGAAAAUUACCCAAAAAAGAAAAUUGAAAAAGGAAAGGAAAAAAGAAUUCUGUUUAUUCAGUUUUGUUUCAUAUAUGAAGUGUUUGCAGAGAAAUAUUUUCACCAUCAUUUGUGGUGACAAAACUCCACUUUGUAAUGGAAAAUUUCCCUUAGGAUGUCCAAAUGCAUCCAUUUUUGGCCUCUAUUAUUAUUUUUACUUAUAAUUUUAUAGCAAUUUUUAGUGCUUCUCAAAGAUUUAUGAUUAGUCUUUGGGAUUGAUUGGCUCUCAGUUUUACAUAUUCAAAGUUUGUUUUCUGUAACACCCACUUCAUAGAUGAAGGAAUGGAAUUGAGAUUUUUUGUAAU
Messenger RNA from Manihot esculenta (cassava), 1981 nucleotides. Its product is annotated as protein BREVIS RADIX. The coding region runs from base 467 to 1555 and encodes 362 amino acids. The record is from RefSeq and is a predicted model, not a curated record. The transcript is spliced from 7 exons. NCBI's taxonomy places the organism in Eukaryota, Viridiplantae, Streptophyta, Magnoliopsida, Malpighiales, Euphorbiaceae.